UUCUUCUUACAUCUUCUCACUCCUCAGUUUGUUUCUCUUUUUGCAGGAUUAAGCAAUAAACCAACUUCCAACAAAAAGCCCAUUAGAGUCGAUAAAUAGAAGCCCAGUAGAGCCCAGAGUGAAAAAAUGGGAGCUGCGAAACUUUCCGGGAUGCAAAAGCAAGUCCUGAGUCUCUACAGAGGAUUUCUAAGAGCAGCUCGUUCAAAGCCAACAGAAGACAGGAAGAGAAUAGAGUCGAUCGUUUCAACUGAAUUCCGCCACAACUCUAAGGAGGUCGACCGUAAGAAUUUCCAGUACAUCGAGUAUUUGCUUCGGUUAGGUACUAAACAACUCGAUCAACUCAAAAGCCCCGACAUUGUCAGCCUCUCCUCGGUGAAGGUCGUUGCAUCUAAAACCUGAUAUUUUUGCUCUCAGCCUUAGGCUCUAGUGAAUUAUAGUUGAAAAAGACAGGAAACUGAUUCGUUUUCCUCAAAUCUUAACAUUGAUUUUAUAUAUGUAUGAUGAUGCCUGAACUGCCAUGGAUGUUUAAGAGCCAUUAUAUAAUAAAUUGUGAUCACAUGGCGUCUUGGAUUAUAUAUCUAAACAAAAGUUAUGUGCAUCUACUAAUACUUCUCAAGUUAAAAGUAUGGAGAUUACAAACACUGCAACAUGAGAAGAGUUCUAUCAGAUUUCUUCUUUGUAGAAUACUAGUCAAUAAUGUUUUGGUUGAUACAUGUUUUUUGUCAAUGCUCUUGCUUUCUUCGUUAUCUCAUUCGUUUUGUCUAUUUCAAAUUGAUUUGGUUCAUAUCCUAAAUCUUUGAACUCUUGGCUAGGAAGAAGAAAUGUAGUUUAUGAUAAGGCAGUUUUAAAUUAUCAAUGUGUUGCACAUGAUCAUAGAAAAAAAAAAGAAGAAAAGAGGACAAGA
Molecule: messenger RNA, 904 nt
Organism: Capsella rubella
Lineage: Eukaryota; Viridiplantae; Streptophyta; Magnoliopsida; Brassicales; Brassicaceae
Product: succinate dehydrogenase assembly factor 1, mitochondrial
Exons: 2
Coding region: 127-399 (90 amino acids)
Biological process (GO): mitochondrial respiratory chain complex II assembly
Cellular component (GO): mitochondrion
Source: RefSeq, a predicted model, not a curated record